CCUACAGCAGCGGACUAACACCACCACCGACAACACAAACGGUGUAACCGUUCUCACGUUUUCAUUAACCUGCGCGGAUGGAUAUAAAGAAGCGAGUGAAGCGGAGUCGAAUAUUCACCUGUGGAGCUCGCGGGCAGCCUUAAACUCCUUUGUAUUAUAUUAACCGGACUUUACCUGCCGGAUUUGAACGUUUCAACAUUUAAUCUGACCUGGAUUUAGACGCGACUCAUUCACUGUGGAUAAUGUGGAUUAAUCCGAUUUUAACGUGUUUUUUAAAACGACUUUAAAACACAUGAAGAGGAAUGUGGCGGCACAGGUGAAGUUUGAGACAUGAUCGACACCUUGACUUUGAUUCAUGGAAUAUAUAUAAAUAUAUUUUGCUUUUUUGCCGACGACAGUAACCGAUUUUAAACUCCGAUAAAAAACGACUUUUCCUUCACCUUUCUUUCUUAAAAUCAAGAGAGAAUUUUCCCUGAUUCAUUCUCCUGAUAUCACCGGACAUAUUACCGGACAUAUUACCGGACAUAUCCCUCCAUCCAGACUCGCAGUGACAGGCCCCCGCGCGCUGAGCAGCCCGCUGACAGGGCUGCUGCUCGCGGGCAAUGGGUGGUUGAGUCGGACCCUUUUAUCACCAGCCCCCCCACCCUCACCCCCCCCGUUUAAAAACCAGCAAAAAAACUGCCCAACAGCAUGAGGAGGAAACCCGACACCCGCUGAGGUCACAGGGAUAAAUAAUUCAGCGCUGGUGGAAGUGGACUACCUGCCGGGCAGAGGAUGGCGUGCUGGAAGGAGGGCGCCACCCUCCUGCUGGUUCUGCUGGUCCUGCUCGACCUGCACCCGGUCACCGGGCGAACGGGUCAACACCACAGCCUGAGACGCCAAACUCGAGGGCACCACGAGCACCGGGCGCAGCAGAACAUCACGCUUGCCAUCAUUUUACCACAGAGCAACACUGACUACCCGUGGGCGUGGCCUCGCAUCGGCCCCGCCCUGGAGCGCGCUGUGAAAACCGUCAAUGCCGACCCCACCCUGCUCCCUGACCACCACCUCACCUACGCCUUCAAGAACAGUGAAGACAAGGACGGCAUCUGCUCAGAGUCUAUUGCCCCGCUCAUGGCGGUGGACCUGAAACUCGCCUAUGACCCGUGGGCUUUCAUCGGGCCUGGCUGCUCCUACACCUCCUCCCCUGUUGGUCUCUUCACCACCCACUGGGAUGUUCCCAUGGUUACGGCGGGCGCUCCAGCCGUGGCCUUUUACGGCGGAGUCUACCCGUCCAUCACCAACACGGGCCCCACCCACAAGAAGCUGGGGAAGUUCGCCCUGAGGAUCUGUGAGCACUUCGGAUGGCGGGAACACGUGAUGCUCAUGUUCAACGACAACAAGGUGGACGAUCGGCCGUGUUACUUCGCUGUGGAAGGUCUGUACACGGAGCUGAAGAGCAUCAACAUCACGCUGGAGGACAGAGUGUUCGAGGAGAACAAGCUGCCCAUCAACUACUCCCACAUCCUGUCCGACAUCCAGAACGACGGCCGAGUGCUGUUUGUCUGCUGCUCCCCUGACGUCUUCAGGAAGCUGAUGGUUCAGUUCCGGCAGGCCGAUCUUCCUCACGAGCAGUACGUCUUCUUCUACAUCGACGUGUUUGGAGACAGCCUGAACUCCAAGAACAGACAGCCGUGGGCACGUGGAGACGAGGACGAUGCCAUCGCUAAGGAGGCCUUCCAGAGUGUGAAGAUCCUGACGUACCGAGAGCCUCAGAACCGCGAGUACAGACAGUUCGUCAGCAACCUGAAGACGGACGCCAAGAAAAUGUUCAACUACACCAUCGGUGACACGCUGAUGAACAUCAUAGCAGGAGGUUUCUACGACGGUCUGAUGCUCUACACCCACGCUCUGAACGAGAGCAUGUCUGCGUCCGGCGGUCGACCUCCGGGCAAAGUCGUCACCAAGAGGAUGUGGAAUCGAACCUUCCACGGUGUGACGGGACUUGUUCACCUGGACGAGAAUGGAGACAGAGAGACAGACUUCGCCCUUUGGGACAUGAUCGACACCAACAGCAGCGCCUUCCAGAUCGUUUUGGUUUACAACAGCUCCGAGGAGCAGCUGACGGCCAUACCUGGGACAUCGCUGCACUGGCUGGGCGGAGUCUGUCCUCCUGACGUCCCCGUCUGCGGCUUCAAGAACGACAACCCUGUCUGCCUCGCCAAAACAAUCACCAUCCACCAGAUGGUCUCCAUUGUGGUCCUCUUCAUCUUCACCAUGACGCUCACCAUCACCGUCUUCAUCUACAGGAGGAUGAAACUGGAGAAGGAGCUGGUGGCUCAGCUCUGGAGGAUUUCCUGGGAUGACAUCCAGAUGAGUAACCUGGACAAAGUGCUGCGGAGCGGCAGCAGGAUCACACUGUCACUGAGAGGCUCUAAUUACGGCUCCCUGAUGACUGGAGAUGGAAACCUCCAGGUUUUUGCAAAGACCGGAUACUACAAGGGAAACAUCAUCGCCAUCAAAUACAUCAACAGGAAACGCAUCGAGCUGAACAGGGACGUUCUGUUUGAGCUCAAACAUAUGCGUGACGUUCAGAACGAACAUCUGACCAGGUUCAUCGGAGCGUCCAUCGACAGCCCCAACAUCUGUAUCAUCACAGAGUACUGUCCCCGAGGAAGUCUGCAGGACAUCUUGGAGAACGACAGCAUCACUCUGGACUGGAUGUUCAAAUAUUCUCUCAUCAACGACAUCGUCAAGGGCAUGGUGUUCCUCCACAACAGCGUCAUCUUCUCUCACGGUAAACUGAAGUCGUCCAACUGUGUCGUCGACAACCGCUUUGUCCUGAAGAUCACCGACUACGGUUUGUCCAGCUUUAGGUCCGAGAGCAACUCAGGGAAGGACGCUCAUGCCUACUACGCCCAGAGGCUGUGGAUGGCUCCAGAGCUGCUCAGGAUGGAGGCUCCUCCUCCUCAUGGAACUCAGAAAGGAGACGUCUACAGCUUCGGCAUCAUCCUCCAGGAGGUGGCGCUGCGCCGAGGAGCCUUUUACUUAGAGGGAGACCCCCUCAGCCCUAAAGAGAUCGUGGACCGGGUGGUUCUGGGCGAGUGGCCCUGCCUGAGGCCGAUCAUCGACACCCAGAGUCACAGUCCCGAGCUGGGUCAGCUGAUGCAGCGCUGCUGGGCCGAGGAACCGACGGAGAGGCCGGAGUUCAACCACAUCAGAGUGCUGCUGCGCAAACAGAACAAGGAGUCAAGGACCAACAUCCUGGACAACCUUCUGUCCCGUAUGGAGCAGUACGCCAACAACCUGGAGGAGCUGGUGGAGGAACGAACACAAGCUUAUCACGAGGAGAAACGCAAGGCGGAGGCUCUGCUGUACCAGAUACUACCACACUCGGUGGCGGAGCAGUUGAAGCGAGGGGAGACGGUUCAGGCGGAGGCCUUUGACUCCGUCACCAUCUACUUCAGCGACAUCGUCGGUUUCACAGCGAUCUCCGCAGAGAGCACGCCGAUGGAGGUGGUGACUCUGCUCAACGACCUCUACACUUGUUUUGACGCCAUCAUCGACAACUUUGACGUUUAUAAGGUGGAGACCAUCGGCGACGCCUACAUGGUGGUGUCGGGGCUGCCGGUGAGGAACGGGAAGCUGCACGGCAGAGAGAUCGCCCGCAUGGCGCUCGCCCUGCUGGACGCCGUCCGCACCUUCAAGAUCCGCCACCGAGCGGAGCAGCAGCUGAAGCUGAGGAUCGGGAUUCACAGCGGUCCGGUGUGUGCAGGGGUCGUGGGUCUGAAGAUGCCACGUUACUGUCUGUUCGGUGACACCGUCAACACGUCGUCUCGUAUGGAGUCGAGUGGAGAAGCGCUGAAGAUCCACGUGUCCGCGACGACCCGCGACGUCCUGCUGGAGUUCAACUGCUUCCAGCUGGAACUGAGAGGAGAGAUCGACGUCAAGGGCAAAGGAAAGAUGACCACCUAUUGGCUACUGGGAGAGAGCAGCAGCCAAUGACAACACACGGCGGACGAGAGGAUGACGGAGGAGAGGAGGGGAUGAACGGACAAGGAGGGACAGGGAGGACAAAAGGAAACAGGGAAGUAGGAAGCGGAUAAGGAAACGAAGGAGAGAGAAGGGAACAGAAGAGAGGAUGGAGGAAAUGAAUGAAGGAAAUGGCUCCUCUUCGUCAGACAACUCUUCACCUCCGAGAAGAUUCUCAUCUCUGAACAAAAAAAAGUCCUGGGUGGUUUUAGAUUCCACAACAUGGGAGGAAAGCAGCGGUACGUUCCCAAAACACACAUGGACGAAAACACUGUAAAGACUCUACAGGACAAAGUGUGUGUGAGAGACAAAACUACAGACGGAGACAGGAGGGACAGGAGGGACGAACUGAUCUGAAACCUGCAGAACCAGAAUCACACUGUACAAACGAAAGGCUGAAACAUGCAACUGAAGGAGCAGAGACUCUUUAUGUUCUGUGUUCCAGAGAAAAUCUAAAGCUCAGCUGGUUCACGCUUCACAGCUGAUCUGAAUUACUUCACCUGGUCCGGGUCUGUCUCAUCCACAGUGACAGUCCCACAGGAAAGAUCAGAGAAGCAGCUGUUUGACGCUCUUCAUCAGGAGGCGGGGAAGUUAACCCAGAUGUACAUUUACCAAAAAAAAAAGUAAUCCUCAUCCUUUUAAUCUUUUCUCUUGUUUAAUAGAAAAACAGGUGAGAUUUAAACUUUAUCUUUAGUGUUUUCAAACUGUAUUUUUCAGUUUUACUUGAUGAAGGAUGAAGAUGUCGGAUUAACUUCCUCGUCUCCAGUAAAGAGCAGCUGCUUCCCCGACGUGGACGAGACGAUUAAAAAAAAAAAAAAAGCUCAAUAAAAAUAUUAGAUUUGUUUUCAGCUGUUUGUUUUUCAUGAACUCUUUUGGAAUGUGUUUUUCUCUGUAAAUAAACAACAUUUCCCUGUGAAUUUAAAGAACCAGUGUGAAGGAUUUAGUGACAUCUAGUGGUGAAGUUGCAGUUUGCAGCUGACUGAAUCCGCCCCCUCCCUCACCCCUCCCUUUCCAAGUGAAGGAGAAUCCACAGUGGCCUUCAGGUGACAUAAAAACGUGAGACACCCCCCCACCCCGAGAGCCAAGAGAGUUUGUCCGUUCUGGGCUUCUGUAGAAACAUGGCGGCUCUGAGGAGGCGGGGCUAUUUCUUCUGAUAGAUCCCCUUAAAUCCUCCAUACUGGUCCUUUAAAUAAAGUUUUUUAUUUGAAUUAGAAAAUGUCCCAUAACCCUCUUUGGUUUUAACCUUGGUACAAUCACAUGAUCUUCACAUCUAAUGGGUUAAAUUCAACCUCACAGCGAAGGAGCUGAGGACACAGUUGGACAGCUGGGGAUCAAACCUGUGACGUCCCAGCUACAGUACAGUGUCCCAGAGGACUGAAACACCCCGAGCAACGACUGGGACAAAACGUCCUGCAGCUGUGAAAGUAUCUCCCCCAGUGAACUGAUUCAUGAAGUGAAACAGCCUCAAAAUGUAAACAAAUCUUAAUGUACGAAACACAUUGACAUUUUUAUAUAGUGCCAUUAAACACAUGUGUGACAUGUGGACAACAAAGCAAUGUCUGAGUCUCGUGUACGAGUUCAGUUUUAAACUACACACCUCGUUUUGGGAGAGUUAUCAUUAGCAAGUUCAUUGUUUUGUGUCUCUGAAGAGAGACUCAUCUGUUCAUCGACAACCUGCUUUCAUUUAAAGAGUCACACUGUCAGUUUGUAAUUUCAUGUUUUGUUUUCCCUCUGGUGCCAUUUUCGAUCCCAGCGUUAAGCUAAAUGAUGCAGCUUCAGUUCAGGUGGGGAUUCAGAGAAGUCAAAAUGAGCCAUGUGUGUUUUUUUUCUGGGGAUCAAACCAGCAUUGUUUGUUUUCUGUUUGUUUGUGUGUACUGACCUGUGGUGGCCUCAAUAAAGUGCUGUGCAGAGCUGUUUA
Molecule: messenger RNA, 5929 nt
Organism: Seriola aureovittata
Lineage: Eukaryota; Metazoa; Chordata; Actinopteri; Carangiformes; Carangidae
Gene: npr1b
Product: natriuretic peptide receptor 1b
Exons: 22
Coding region: 775-3984 (1069 amino acids)
Biological process (GO): receptor guanylyl cyclase signaling pathway; protein phosphorylation; cGMP biosynthetic process
Cellular component (GO): membrane
Molecular function (GO): guanylate cyclase activity; protein kinase activity; peptide receptor activity
Source: RefSeq, a predicted model, not a curated record